CCAGGUUUUUCUAGCCUGUGUCUGCAUGUCCCUCUCUCUCUGUUUCUCUGUGUCUUUCUCUCUUUCUCUCUCUCUCUCUCGCUGGCUCAUUUGCCUUCCUCUGCUCUGCAUUGCUGUGGAGCCCACUACAUCCAGAGCUGGGGAGUGGAGAAGAAAAAAAACAGGAGAUUAGACCAGAUUGCUGUUUUCUGGUACCUGGAUUCUGGCUAUGCACUGCUGCUGCUGACACUCCUGACAGUCAGUCAGUCCUGGGGCUAUCUCCAGGGAAAGUCAGGUUGCUGCUGGGUUUCUGAGUCUCAGUAAGAAUUUGGGGUGACCGUAUGGAACGUUCCGUAAGAGGAUACCUCUUUGUGCUGCAGAAUGGAGGGACCCCCUGAAAGCAGCCCUGCUGAGACUUCGAACCUCAAAACCCAGUGACACCUCAACUUCUGCCCUGCAAUGGGCUCAUGGCUGGGGGACUGCAAUCUGGACACCAGGAUGGGGGCAGCUUGUUUCCUGCUGGUCAGUGGCUUUCUCAGUUUGCAUCUACCACCCUCUGGAUGCCAGCAGAGUCCGGGGUCGGUGAAUCCUUUCCCAAUGCCAAUGCCAGGGGCGGCAGGUAUGGGAGGCCAAGGAGGGGAGUUGUUGCCACACUUUCUUCUGGAGCCAGAGGAUGUCUUUAUUGUGAAAAACAAGCCAGUGACCUUGAGCUGCAAAGCUACCCCAGCCACACAGAUCUACUUCAAGUGCAACGGAGAGUGGGUACACCAGAGUGACCAUGUGAUCCAACACAGCGCUGACCGCAGCACCGGUCUACCCGUCAUGGAAGUGAGAAUAGACAUCUCGCGGCAACAAGUGGAGAAGAUCUUUGGUCUGGAAGAAUAUUGGUGCCAUUGCGUGGCCUGGAGUUCCUCUGGUACCUCGAAAAGUCAGAAGGCAUUCAUUCGCAUUGCGUACCUCAGGAAGAAUUUUGAGCAAGAGCCAACGUCGAGAGAAGUGUCAUUGGACCAGGAGGUGACGCUGUUGUGUCAACCCCCUGAGGGCAUUCCUCCUGCAGAGGUGGAAUGGCUGAAAAAUGAAGAAGUACUGGACCCUGAAGUGGAUUCUAACCUUUACAUUGGUUCCGACCACAGCCUCGUUCUGAGACAGGCUCGGCUGGCUGAUACUGGGAAUUACACUUGUGUGGCCAAGAAUAUAGUGGCUCGGCGGAGAAGCAGUUCUGCAGCCAUCACUGUAUACGUAAAUGGAGGGUGGUCCUCUUGGACGGACUGGUCUCCUUGCAGUACGACGUGUGGAAGAGGGUGGCAAAAAAGGAGCCGAAGCUGCACCAAUCCCACACCUCUUAAUGGUGGAUCCUUCUGCGAGGGGCAAAACAUUCAAAAAACAGCUUGUACAACUCUAUGCCCAGUGACCGGAGGAUGGGCAGAGUGGAGCUACUGGUCCGCCUGUGCCUCGGAUUGCACCCACUGGAGAAGUAGAGAGUGUACCCAGCCUCCUCCAAGGAAUGGGGGUCAGCAGUGCCAGGGAGCUGACAAUGAGACCCGCAACUGUACAAGUGAGCUCUGUAUGCACACUGUAACCAUCCCUUUGAACAUUGUAAAGUCAAAUGUAGCUGUGGGUGCUCCUGAAGACGUGGCAAUGUACGUGGGAGUGGUGGCAGUGGCAGUGUUUCUAGUGCUGCUGUUGGCAGUGAUAUUGGUGUGUUGGCGCCGGAAGGAAGGUCUCGAUGCAGAUGUCGCUGAUUCCUCCAUUCUUACCGCUGCAUUCCAGCCUGUUAGUCUCAAGCCUGGCAAAGCAGGCCAGGCUCAUUUGUUGACCAUUCAGCCCGAUCUCAGCACAGCUACCAUGACAUAUCAGGGAUCCUUGUGCCUUCGACAGGAUGGUGGCAAUAAGUUCCAACUAACCAAUGGGCACCUUCUCCCCCCUAUGGGUCCUGGAAUACCAAGGGAGCACAGCCACACCUUACCACGACUCUCCACCCAGAGCUACUUCCGCACUUUGCCACGUGGAGCCAGUAACAUGGCAUAUGGCACCUUUAAUUUUCUAGGCGGACGUCUGAGAAUCCCAAACACAGGUCUCAGCCUACUCAUACCUCCAGAUGCAAUUCCGCGAGGAAAAAUCUAUGAAAUCUACCUAACGCUACACAAACAGGAGGAUGUGGGGUUACCUCUAGCUGGCUGCCAGACGCUUUUGGGACCCGUCGUCAGCUGUGGACCACCAGGAGUCCUGCUUACGCAGCCUGUCAUCUUGUCAAUGGAUCACUGUGUGGAAGCCAACCCUGAGAAUUGGACUGUGCGUCUUAAGAAACAGUCUUGUGAAGGAACCUGGGAGGACGUCUUGCAGCUGGAUGGAGCAAGCCCAUCACACUUCUUUUACUGUCACAUGGAGUCCCGCUGCUGUUACCUAUUUACAGAGCAACUUGGGCGCUUUGCGCUCAUAGGAGAGUCCCUCAAUAUGGCGGCCACAAAGCGACUCAAGAUUCUUCUUUUUGCUCCGAGCUCCUGUACGUCAUUAGAGUACAGUCUGCGCGUGUACUGCAUCACCGACACACAAGAUGCCAUAAAGGAAGUGAUACAGCUUGAAAAACAACAGGGAGGACAACUGAUGGAUGAGCCACGUCUCCUGCAUUUCAAAGACAGUUACCACAACCUGCGCCUCUCUGUGCACGACAUGCACAGCACGAUGUGGAAGAGCAAACUCCUGGCCAGCUAUCAGGAGAUUCCAUUCUACCACAUUUGGAAUGGCGUGCAUCAGAACCUUCACUGCACCUUCACUCUAGAGCGCUUCAGUCUCAGCACUUGUGAACUCUCCUGCAGGGUGUGGGUCUGGCAGGUGGAAGGGGAUGGUCAGAGCUUCAAUAUAAACAUUAAUCUAAGCAAGGAGAUUCGUCCAUUAGCAACAGUAUUGGAAGAAGGAGAGAAGGAAGGAGCUGCCCUGGUGGGACCUAGCGCAUUCAAGAUCCCAUUCCUAAUGAGACAGAAGAUCAUUACUAGUCUCGAUGAGCCAUCAUCCCAUGGAGCUGACUGGAGGAUAUUAGCCCAGAAGUUAAACGUGGACAGCCAUCUGGGUUUCUUUAUCUCAAAGUCAAGUCCAACAGCAGUCCUCCUAAAUCUUUGGGAAGCGCAGAAUUUCCCAAAUGGGAACUUGGCUCGUCUGGCAGCCCUCGUGGCAGAGAUUGGCAAGCAAGACUCAUUGAUGUACAUGAUGUCAGAGGCAGAAUGCUGAAUCUGCUAAUUUUCCAGCUCAUCCCAUGUCAAGGCUUUACUUGAUGAGGUGGCCACAAACCCCAUUCCUAAGGAGAAGCAUAGGGCGAUGGAAGUCACUCAUCAUGCCCUCUCUCUGACAAGCGUGGUGAAAAAGGCUCUUGCCACUCACAAGCAAGUAGCUUGCUUGUUUUGGUUUUAAACCCAAUACCAAGGCAAGGUUUUAAAACAUUUCCGCUCCUUUAUGUAGAGCAAGCUCAUCAGAACAUUAAGCAAGAAGCCAGAUUUAUAUGCAGCCAAAUAUAGUGGACCACUGCUGCUCUUCUUUACCAAUCUUGGGGUUUAAAAAGUGUCCUCUUCAUCAUGAACAUGGGAUGUGGGAAGGGUGGGAAUUGUGUUUAUAUUUUGUUACAAUUUUGCAGGCUAAAAAAAAAGGCAUUAUGUAAAAAAAAAAAAACAACAACAACGUUAUGCUAUAUUUUUUGUGGGCCUUGCCAAAGAACAAUAUGGCCUCCCACUACACAAUAUUGGGCACACCUCCGAACACAGUGCACAUCGCGUCGAGCACCGAAAAAAGCCGCUGCUGAGGAAAAUGAAACCAGAACAUCCCAAACUUUGCUUAUCUCCCCAAAUCAAGUGUCUUGUACCGCUACCUUGUCCAGUGAAGGUGCUACGGUGACACCCAGUGUUUAUGUUGUUUAGUUGUAACCAACACCUAUAACCCAGGUAAGUGGUGAAAGGUGCAAUAUAAAAAGUGUAAUGAAGUUCCACACAAACCACCAUAGUCAUACCCCAAAUCAAUAGCCAUAUUGAGAUACAAUAGCAAAGGAAAAGGUCAUUUUUAUAUUUCAUAUAAGGACGGAAAAGAUUAAAAUAAACAAAAGUUAAUUUGCCCUUUCACCCCUAAAGCCAGCUGUAUAUGCAAAACAAGAACACUUCCUGCUCCAGGAGUGUGUGAAUGAGAGAGUGUGAUUGUAAAAGUGCGUGCGAUUGAGAAAGUGUUUUCUUAAUUUGAGACCAAGAAAGGAUCAUUUGAACAAUAAAGUGUGUAAUGACCGGUGUUUUUUUUCUACAUUCUGUAUUAAAGUGCAUUCAAGUAUUUACACUUGGCCUUAUGUAUAUAUUCUGUUCAUUCCGCUGAAGGUGUAUAGUACUUUUAGGUGACUUGAAUGUAAAUAAAUUAUAUAUAUUG
Pelobates fuscus (common spadefoot toad) is the source of this 4374-nucleotide messenger RNA. It is a transcript of the gene UNC5A, whose product is annotated as unc-5 netrin receptor A. The transcript is spliced from 17 exons. Gene Ontology annotation, molecular function: protein binding; netrin receptor activity. Lineage: Eukaryota; Metazoa; Chordata; Amphibia; Anura; Pelobatidae. Gene Ontology annotation, biological process: anterior/posterior axon guidance; netrin-activated signaling pathway. The record is from RefSeq and is a predicted model, not a curated record. Gene Ontology annotation, cellular component: membrane. The coding region runs from base 439 to 3204 and encodes 921 amino acids.